GAAAAAGAUGCCCAUCGGGAGUUAGGAACGAAGUCGCAGAUUUCGAAGUGCGCACCCUCUUGUCUCCAGGAUUCCCCCAGUCAUAUGAAACGAACGAGGAGUGUAUCUGGGGACUGCAGGCGGCCGCAUCUGGCUAUGACAUUCAGUUGGUCGUAGUGGAAAUGGACCUGAACAACAUUGACCAAGCCUGCAAUAACGACUAUUUAGAAAUUUAUGAAGGGGACAACACAUCCAAUCUUCAGAAAGUUGCCACGUGGUGCGGUCAAGAAAAACAGAUUUACAAAUCCAGACGCCGAUAUGUUCAACUUAAGUUUGUCUCAGAUGGGCACUUUGCUGGUGGUGGCUUUGCCAUUGAAUAUGGACUUGUAAAAUCUGCAAAUGCAUCCUGCGCAAGCCCGGAUCCAGCAGUGAUUGAAGUAGGAGUAGUCCCAGUUGUAGAUGUGUUUCAAGGCAGAGCAGAUAUGCCUAGUUGCAUUUGGAAGAUUCAAAGCCCAGUUGCAGACUCAAAUCUUGUGUUUGAAAUCUAUAAGCCUUCUUGGAUUAACUGUGGCGAGGGCCGCUUCUUGUUUUAUGAGGGAGAUACUAACUCAGGUCACGUCGAGUUUGAAUUCUGUUCAAAUAAGAACGCUUUCUCCAAGAUGUUCUUCUCCUCUGCUGUGGUCACCGUGGUGUUUGAGCAUGACCAGAGACAACUGCCGGAGGGACUGACUUUGAGGAUGUACAACAGACCUGUGCAAUAUAAUUGCUAUGAUGCUGGUUCCAUUCCUUCCAUUGAAAUUGGCGAUAGCCCAGUCAUGUUCAGCAUGCCUUACUCAAGGAACAGCGAGUCCACAAUUUGCCCAUUAAGACUCCAGACCAUGGACGAGAAUAGGCAGCUCCGUCUUGAUGUGAUGGGUGUGGAUGAGAGUCCUGCCUCGUGUAGCUCGGAUGUACUUAGAGUGACAGGCCCUGGCCCCAAAGCUGUAAUGAAGUAUUGUAACCGGGGAGAGAACCCUGUGUACCGUGGAGAAUCCCGAAUGGUGGUCACCUCAAAGACACAGAGCAAAAUCUUCAUGAGAGCUGCAGCCGUGUCUUCCGAAUGCAACGGUCUGACUAGUGACUUCACAGCGUACCCUGACCUUGUAGUCGAGCUUUCUUUACCAGAUGAUAAAGAUUAUAUCAAUUUGAGCCAGUGCCGGGCUCUGAUCAGGACACGGCAUGAUGACGAGAUCAUCCACUUGUCCAUCAAAUGGUCACUGCCACUACUGCAGCCAGGGGGACACUCAGAUUCAGACACCUGCUCAGGGGAUUAUCUCAAUGUGUAUGACGGAGCCAGUGAAUCAGCCCCACUGCUCUACUCUUCCUGUCACCGAUCAAAGAACCAAGGUCGCGUCGCAGAUGCUAUGCUGGUCAGCAGACAGAGUAGUUUGCUUGUUGUGCUGGAUGCGGACGCUAAAAUUGAAGGGUCUGCAGUCAAACUGGAGUAUCAUUCCAUUCCAGGUGGAAAGUACUGUUCAGGGAGAGAGGAGAUCAUGGUGAACGGUUCUCGGACGAACUUGACCUCCUUGAACUAUCCUGAUUCUUUGCCACUACGACAAAAAUGUGUCUACGAACUAAAGGCUGAGUCGUCCGAGGAAGUUAUUGUUGUAAAUGUUUUGGAUUCUAACCUGGCAGCCAAUUGCGAGACGAUGCUCACUGUAUACGAAGGUGAAUACCAAACAGGACUGGAAGACACACAGGUUGUAGGCAGAAUAUGUGGACAGGACACAGGGACUUUUAGGAUCCACGGGGGGCAUGGUGUGCUCUACACAAAGUCUGAUCAGGUGAAAGGGCCUGGGGGCUGGAUGCUGGAGGUAUACACCGAGAGCCCACCCAGUGGCUCAGCAAAACUCUGCGCACAUGCACAUCUUCUCUGGGCACUAGUCCUCAUCUUUUUUCUGGGUGUGUUUCGCUGAACGUGUGAUCCGAAACUUUAGGUUUACUUGAAUAUAAAUUGAUACACAGGGUGAAACCAUACUCAAACUGUGUGGAAGUGAUCUCGUGAAUGAAGAGAAUGAUUGCUGAAGAACACCGGAGUUAAAAAAUAUAUUAUUAAAUUAAUAUGCAAAGAAGAAUUGGUUUAAUCAGAAAAGGGUGGAAGGAAGGGGUGGAGAAAAAAUAGAGAAAGGAUUUUAAAAGGGCGAAAAAAAAUUGUUCUGAAACGUACGGGGACAAUAAUGCGAUUUCCUGAAAAAUUCAGUUUUCUCUAAACUAAAUUAUAUUUGAGAGAAAGUGAAACAUUUAAGAUUUAGAUUUUGUUUUGAUAGACACCAUAUUGAGACAGACAUGUAAUUUGAAUUUAUAUGAAAUUUUUUUCAAGUUUAUAAAAUAAAAUGAAAGUGAAAGACGAAUUGUAAAUUAAUUUUCCAAUAUUUCUAGGUCUUUAAAACAACGUAUGAGUGAAUGUUGUUGGAAUAAAUGUUAGAGAACGGGGAGGAUUUGUUUAUUUAUAAAUGUUUUUAUGUGAUUCUCUUAAAUUGUUUUAUAUUUUAUGGAAACUCCUUCAAAUUUUCAUCAAAUGCUAAGCAUUUGGGUUAUGUUUUGAACACUAUAAACGUAUUCAUAUCAAGCCAUUAUUUUCUUUUCUGUACUGAGUUAACCAUUUAUUCCGAGUCUUAUUGUAACCAUAACUACCUUUAUUGUGUAGACCAUUUUUGUCACUGUGUGCUUUUCCUACAUCUGAAUCUGUAUUUUUGUGAAGUUAGAUUGCAUACCUCUUGUUUAUAGCUUCUUCUGUGGGCAUUGGGUUUUUAAAAAAAUAGUUUUAAUCACUGUUUAUAUAAAGGGAACUGUGCUUCCAGAAUUACA
Messenger RNA from Aplysia californica (California sea hare), 2826 nucleotides. Its product is annotated as cubilin. NCBI's taxonomy places the organism in Eukaryota, Metazoa, Mollusca, Gastropoda, Aplysiida, Aplysiidae. The record is from RefSeq and is a predicted model, not a curated record.